Molecule: messenger RNA, 351 nt
Organism: Amorphotheca resinae ATCC 22711
Lineage: Eukaryota; Fungi; Ascomycota; Leotiomycetes; Helotiales; Amorphothecaceae
Exons: 3
Coding region: 1-351 (116 amino acids)
Biological process (GO): translation
Cellular component (GO): ribosome; cytosolic small ribosomal subunit
Molecular function (GO): structural constituent of ribosome
Source: RefSeq, a predicted model, not a curated record
AUGUCUUACCAAAAGCCAGAGAAGGAGUUCGGCGAAGGCCCAAAAACUCACAAGAUCCGUAUCACCUUGACCAGCCGAAAGGUCGCUUCCCUCGAGAAGGUCUGCCAGGAGCUCAUUGAGCGCUCCAAGAGCAAGGAUCUCCGUGUCAAGGGCCCCGUCCGUCUCCCAACCCAGACUCUCAAGGUCACCACCCGAAAGACCCCCUGUGGUGAGGGUUCCAAGACCUGGGACACCUUCGAGAUGAGACUCCACAAGCGAUUGAUUGACCUCAACGCCCCUACCGAGGUCGUCAAGCAGAUCAUCAUCAACAUUGAGGCCGGUGUCGAGGUCGAGGUUACGAUUGCUGCUUAA